GGUGGUGGACACACCCUCACCAUCGCGAGAGAUGGCCCAAGCUACUGACUCCCCCGUCGUCCCGCAAACACAUUCGGACCCAUCGACCCUCUGUUCGAUGAAUGUGUUCGAGUCCUUAGAGGAGCUAGAGGAGGAGUGGUCUAGAUCAGACCCACUAGCUUCUUGGACGACACUAAUCAAAGCUCCUAAGGGUGAGAUGUUCGUCAGUGAGGUAGUCAUUGGCGAUCGCAAGACCGAGGCUUAUUAUGACACUUGCUCGACGAGGAAUUUCAUUAGUCGUGCGUGCGUUGAGAGGCUGCGCUUACAGGGGCGAGUGCAGCGCCUGAGUCGACCUGUGGAGUCGACUUGUGCCAACAAACAACGCAUGGUAGUUAACGACUACCUUCAGGACGUUGAGUGUCUGUUCCCGUACGCGGGAGGGAAAUUGAGGCAUCGUGUCUCAUUCCUGGUGAGCGACGAUCUCCCCAUGGACAUAUUGUUAGGUAUGUACUACCUCUCAGUUGCACAGCCCCAGUUCGACUGGGAUCGAAAAGUGGUCAAACACACUUUGCCAAGUGGAGGGACCGCCAGAUUACAUAAGUUCAAAGCUAGUAGUCUGAUUGAGUCCCACAGAUGCAUGGGUGUGGCCGCAUUCUAUAAUUAUUAUAAGCAACAUCAGGAGGAGGGUAUGCAUCUAGUUUACGUCUCUGCUGCAGGCGAGCCGAUGGAAAUGCCGCCGGAGAUAGAGGGAGUAGUUGCCAAAUAUCCUGAUCUAUUUGAAGAGCCAGCAGGGGUUGUUGAUAGGGAGGUCGUCCACGCUAUAGAGAUUAUCCCAGGGUCUAGCAUCCUGAAGGGUAGGAUCUAUAGGAUGUCUCCAGGCGAGCUUGAUGAGCUUCGCCGCCAACUCAAGGAACUCAUAGAGAAGGGUUGGAUCGGGCUGAGUGUCUCCCCUUAUGGGUCUCCAGUUCUAUUUGUUCCAAAGAAGGGAGGCACUUUGAGGAUGUGCAUUGAUUAUAGGGGCCUCGAUGCCAUCACAGUGAAGAACAGGGAGCCCCUACCGCGCAUCGAUGAUUUGCUUGAUAGAGUGCAAGGGUGUCGGUACUUCAGCAAGAUAGAUCUGAAGUCCGGGUACCAUCAGAUUGCAAUCCGGCCUGAGGAUCAGCACAAAACCGCCUUUCAGACCAGGUACGGUCUGUACGAGUUUGUGGUGAUGCCAUUCGACUUGUGCAAUGCUCCUGGCACCUUUCAGCACGCUAUGAAUCGGAUCUUUCAUGACUACUUAGGCAAGUUUGUUAUCGUGUACCUCGAUGACAUACUUAUCUUUAGUAGGACUGUUGAGGAGCACGUGGCACAUCUAGAUAAAGUCCUCAGUCUCCUUCGUCAGCACAAGUUCAAGAUUAACGAUGAGAAGUGCGAAUUUGGCUGCACCCGUAUCUUGUACUUGGGUCAUGAGAUUUCCGCGGAAGGGUUGAAGCCCGAUGACGCGAAGGUGGCCAGCAUUCGUGAUUGGCCACGUCCGCAGUCUGUGACUGAGAUGAGAUUUUUCUUAGGGAUGACAAGCUACUAUAGAACUUUUGUAAAGAACUAUAGCAUAGUGGCCGCCCCUUUGACUGAUCUGACCCGCCUUGACACACCAUGGGAGUGGACAGACGAGUGCGAGGCUGCUUUCAGACAUCUGAAGCAUGCGUUGACGCACUAUGAGGUCUUGAAACUUCCCGAUCCUGACAAGCCAUUUGUGGUUACCACGGAUGCUAGCCAAUAUGGCAUUGGCGCCGUGCUUGCGCAGCAGGAGGGGCCAAAGUUGAGGCCAGUSGAGUACAUGUCUAAGAAAAUGYYGWYUCAGAAGUYGGCAAAAUCAACCUAUGAGAAGGAACUCUAUGCGGUGUACAAGGCUCUGACCCAUUGGAGGCACUACCUCCUUGGGAGGUUCUUCAUCCUCAGAACUGAUCAUCAGACUCUGAGAUGGAUGAGAACUCAGCCGGUCCUUUCUGACACUUUGAAGCGUUGGAUCGAAGUCAUUGAGCAAUAUGACUUUGACCCUCAGUAUCUGAAAGGGGAGCACAAUAAGGUUGCAGAUGCCUUGUCGCGUAGACCUGAUUUCUCAGGUGCGCUGAUAACUGAGUUCGAUCCGACGGACGAUGUAACUCGCUCUUUGGUGGAAGCCUAUCACGAGGACCAGUUUAUGUCUGAGAUCAUACGCAGACUAGAGGCGAAGGAUAAAAAAACUUCUGCUGAGUUUGAGUUGGUCAACGGCUUACUGUUCCUUGAGAAGGCAGGGAAUAAACGAUUUUGUGUUCCAAAUAGAGAGUCUUUGCGUAGUUUGUUUUUAGGUGAGUGCCAUGAUGCCACCGGCCAUUUUGGGUACAAGAAGACCGCAGCCAAUCUGUUGCAGCGGUUCAGGUGGCCCACGAUGAUGCGAGAUGCCCAGCUGUACGUGGAGACUUGUCAAGUCUGUCAGCGUGACAAGCCACGUACUCAGGCUCCCUUUGGGCUCCUGAAGCCCCUUCCGAUUCCGGAAAGGCCUGGUGAAAGCUUGUCCAUGGACUUCAUGGAUACGCUGGUCACCAGCAAGAGUGGGAUGAGACACAUCUUCGUCAUCGUGGAUAGAUUUAGUAAGUAUGCUAGAUUAGUAGCCAUGCCGGAGACUGCGAAAACCGAGUACGUCAUCAGAUUGUUUAAAGAGAAUUGGGUCACGGAUUUUGGUUUGCCCAAAUCCAUAGUGAGUGACAGGGAUGUCCGAUUCACUAGUGAGUUGUGGAAGGUCGCUGCUGCGGAGCAGGGAACCCAGUUGCAGAUGACUUCUGGGAAUCACCCAGAGGCCAAUGGCCAGGCGGAGCAACUGAACCGCGCUAUACAACACCUGUUGAGGCAUUACAUCAAGCCCAACCAGGUGGACUGGGAUGAGAAUCUUGCACUCAUCGCCAGCCUGUACAACAACGCUGUACACAGCGCUACCGGGGUGAGCCCAAACAGUUUACUGUUGACUUUCAAGCCUAGACUGCCCUUAGACUUCCUUCUUCCUGAUAAUCAGUCAACUGCUGCACCAGGCACCAUAGAAUUUGCCUAUCGGUAUGAACAGAAGAUGCCGCAGGCGGUAGAGCAGAUGCAGAAGGCACAGGCGGUAAUGAUAGAGUCUGAGAAUAGGAGUACGGGAUUUCCCGCAAACUUAUGCCUCAGUACUUUGGGCCUUGGGAAGUCUUAGAUGUAGUUGGGACUGAUCCGAAUGGGCCAUCUUAUGUAGUCCGGAUCCCUGGUCAUCUUCGCACUUACCCUGUCUUUCACGCCUCUAAACUUGCACCUUUCAAGGAAACAGAUGAGUUUCCUUCUCGUCGCUCAAUGCUGCCCCCAACCAUGGAUGGAGAAGUGGACAUUGAUGACAUAGUGGAUCACAGGGAGCUGCCAGUUCCGAGACCCACAGGCAGGGGACGUCCUCCGAAGCCGAAGCUGCAGUACCGCGUUC
Molecule: messenger RNA, 3439 nt
Organism: Chara braunii
Lineage: Eukaryota; Viridiplantae; Streptophyta; Charophyceae; Charales; Characeae
Source: the annotation of a GenBank genome assembly